Cuscuta epithymum is the source of this 1201-nucleotide messenger RNA. Lineage: Eukaryota; Viridiplantae; Streptophyta; Magnoliopsida; Solanales; Convolvulaceae. The record is from the annotation of a GenBank genome assembly.
ACAGUUUCUUCUCAUUGCAACAAUUCCACCACCAGAUAUAUAUCCAAUCCAUAUAAACAAUAAUUACAUAAAUUAACAUAUCAAUCUUCAUUUGUAGAUCACCAUCUCUAAGUUAAUCAGCUCAUACUAAAUAUAAUACGUAGUACUACCUAUCUACAUAGUCUAUUUACAUAGGUUAUCUUAUUAUUUCUUUGUAUAGUACGUGUUGAGAUCUUCAUGGCCGGAGCAAGCAUCCCUUACCCACAGCAGACGGCACCGAUGGCGCCAGUCAUCGGCCCGGAAUUCGUUGCUCCGUAUGGGGUAGAUCUGGCCUUUGUGAGGAAGGUGAGGAUACUUUUCCAACAAGAGAAGUAUGAAGUAUUGGGCGUGGACGGGAACGUGAUGUUCAAGAUCAAAAGCAACCUAUUCCUUAAUCGGGAUCGCAUACUCUUGCUCGAUGCUGCCGACAACCCCGUCGCCACUUUACAACAAAAUCUAUUUAGUCUACACAGUAAAUGGAAAGUAUUCAGGGGUAAAAGCACAGACUCAAAAGACCUUCUUUUUAGGCUGAAAAAAGCAUCUCUUUUCGGGUUCAAGACAAAGCUGAACGUUUACUUAGCAGCCAACACCAAAGAAGAGGUGUGCGAUUUUUACAUGGAUGGGAGCUGGAGCAGGAAAUCCUGCAUGGUGCAUGCAAAUGGAGGAGGGGUUGGGGUUGGGGGUGGGAGUGAGUCCUCUGCAAUUGUUGCCCAAAUGCACAAGAAACACAUGGCUGGGAAGACAGCUGCUGGGAAAGUCAACUUCUGGAUGGCUGUCCAUCCAAACGUUGAUUAUGCCUUCAUCGUUUCUCUUGUUGUCAUUCUUGAGGAUAUCCACCGGCAGAGAUCGAACCAGGAAAUGGGAGGAAACAUGGUAGACAUGGGAAACACAUAAAAGAGAGUGGAUAUCAGAGCUGAGAAAUUAAGGAUGCAUGGAUUGCAAAUAAUGUGUAUAUAUAAAGAAUGUGGUUGUAUAUUUGAAAUUAUAAAAUGAUAUUUUUUUUUUGGCUGAAAAUUAAAUGAUACGGAGUACUACGCAUUGUUAUUUUUUGUUACAUUUGUUUUGUUAAAGAUCGAGCUUUAAGUGAUGAAGUUACAUUUCGGUGGGUUACGUUGGUUUCAAGGAUUUAUAUAGUUGAAGCUUCUAAGUUAAGUUGGAUUUAUUCAAAUGAAACUACUCACUU